AUGGGCGGCGGCGGAAAAGUCCCUUACCCCAAGCACGUCUGGUCCCCAGCCGGUGGUUGGUACGCGCAGCCUGCCAACUGGCGCGCCAACACUCUGAUUGCCGGUGUCGUCAUGGCCGGCAUCGUGGCCGUUACUUGGAAGUUCAGCGCUGAGCGAGAACAAUGGGCGCACCGACCUGAGCCUGGGCAAUGGUACGCCAGCCGACACUGGUCAAAGCAGUUGAAGCAGUGGGAUGCCGAGGAUCGUAACAACUCAACAAAGAGCGAAUAG
This is a messenger RNA of Fusarium coffeatum, 270 nucleotides long. RefSeq lists its product as uncharacterized. The coding region runs from base 1 to 270 and encodes 89 amino acids. NCBI's taxonomy places the organism in Eukaryota, Fungi, Ascomycota, Sordariomycetes, Hypocreales, Nectriaceae. The record is from RefSeq and is a predicted model, not a curated record. The transcript has 4 exons.